Anopheles maculipalpis is the source of this 881-nucleotide messenger RNA. RefSeq names its product cyclin-Q (gene koko). The record is from RefSeq and is a predicted model, not a curated record. Gene Ontology annotation, molecular function: cyclin-dependent protein serine/threonine kinase regulator activity. Bases 77 to 853 code for a protein of 258 amino acids. NCBI's taxonomy places the organism in Eukaryota, Metazoa, Arthropoda, Insecta, Diptera, Culicidae. Gene Ontology annotation, cellular component: nucleus. Gene Ontology annotation, biological process: regulation of transcription by RNA polymerase II. The transcript is spliced from 4 exons.
UUUAAGUGAUUUGUAGCCUGUUGCGUGCUUCUUCAUAGUUCAUUCAAACUAGUUCCGCGAAACAGUCUGCCUAGCGAUGAUGCAAAUGAACAAUAUCAACCUGACCGACAGCAUGACGUGGGAAAAUGUUCCACGGCGCCCGACAUCGGUGAAUUACAAAUACACCACGCAGAAGGAAAUGCCUGCAAGAUUUAUUUUCGAAUGCGCUCAAAAACUGGAAAUGAAACCGCUCACUUCUGCCACGGCGGCAAUCCUGUAUCAUCGGUUUUUCAGAGAACUUGACGACACAGAAUAUGAUCCGUAUAUGAUCGCCUGUUCAUGUCUGUAUCUGGCUGGUAAAAUAAAGGAUGACAAAGUAAGGAAACGAGACGUUAUCAAUGUAGCCCACAACACAAUUAACCGGGAUGCCACGCCACUGGAACCAUGCGACGAGUAUUGGUCGAUGUGGGAUACGAUAGUGCAGGCCGAACUGUUUAUUGCCCGCAUGCUCAAGUUCGACAUGACGAUUGUGCAUCCGCAUAAGUACAUGCUGCACUAUAUGAAAUCGCUACAAGAUCUGUUCGGUGCCAAGGAGUGGCACUCGAUGCCUGUUGCAAAGGCUGCUGCCGCUUUCUUGCAAGACUUUCACCAUAGUAGCAAAAUUCUCGAUUACAAACCAGCCCAUACUGCUGUCUGCUGUCUUGCACUAGCCUUCCAAGUGUAUGGCGUGCAGGUGCCGUUGAUGGACGAGACGGAUGAGACCACCAAUUGGUACAAUGUGUUCUGUCCGGAACUUACGCGCGAAACGUACUGGGAAAUAUUGGAAAAUGUAAUGGACGUGUACGAUAUUGACACCAUAAUGAACGAGAACUAAAAUGCUAUUUCAUUGACAUGCUACUUCG